This is a messenger RNA of Heterostelium album PN500, 918 nucleotides long. RefSeq names its product FKBP-type peptidyl-prolyl cis-trans isomerase. Lineage: Eukaryota; Evosea; Eumycetozoa; Acytosteliales; Acytosteliaceae. Gene Ontology annotation, cellular component: nucleolus; chromatin. The record is from RefSeq and is a predicted model, not a curated record. Gene Ontology annotation, molecular function: macrolide binding; peptidyl-prolyl cis-trans isomerase activity. The transcript is spliced from 2 exons. Bases 1 to 918 code for a protein of 305 amino acids.
AUGUUUUGGGGUAUUGAAGUUUCAAAUAAAGCAAUCAGUUUCGCACCACCAUACGAUGCACAUUUGACAUCUGCAUGUUUGUCUGUCGAUGCUACCGGUACUGAUCGUAACGUUUUAGUUGUUAAAUAUGAUGGUAAGGAGUAUUCGUUGUGCUCCUUGAAGCUCGGUGGCUUGGAGUCGACCAGCUUGGAUUUGGUGUUCGAAGAGGGCAAGGAGAUCACUCUCCAAGUCAAGGGUGCUGGUCAAACCAUCCACUUGACUGGUUUCUUCAUUUCCUCGAUGGACGGUGGUCAAGACGACGAAUUCGGUGAGGACGGUGAAGACGAAGAGGAAGACGAAGAGCUCGAAAUGGAAGACGACGACGAAGAGGAGGAGAUCGACGAAGAGGAAAUCAAGAGACAAUUGAAGAGAAAGCAAGAGGAGGAAGCUGCCGCCCAGGCCGCCAAGAAGAAGGCAAAGAAGGCUGUCGAAGCCGCUCCACCAGCCAAGCCAGCUGCUGCCAAGUCACCAGAGAAGAAAGUCGAACAACAAAAACCAGUAGAACAAAAGAAAGUCGAACAACCAGCAAAGAAGGCUGAACCAGCUAUUAAGAAAUUACCAAGUGGUUUGAUCAUGGAGGAUGUAGUUGUUGGAUCUGGAUUCCAAGCGACCAGAGGUCAAAAGGUAUCUGUCAAGUACCUCGGUAAGUUGACAAACGGAAAGAAAUUCGAUUCGUCGCUCGUCAAGCCAUUCACCUUCAAACUCGGUGUCGGUGAAGUCAUCAAGGGAUGGGAUGUCGGUGUCGAAGGUAUGAAGGUCGGAGGUAAGCGUCGUCUUACCAUCCCAGCUUCAAUGGGUUACGGUUCACAAGGUGUCCCAGGUAUCCCACCCAAUGCAACUCUUAUUUUCGACGUUGAACUCGUUAAAGUUGGUAGAUAA